AUGGCGUUACCAAAGGAAGUGAAUCUCACUGGAAAUGUGCGCGAUGCCAGUGUACCAAGUGUUGUCACAAGCCUGGAUGAUCUACUGACAAAAUUACAUGAUGCAAUGAUGAUGAACAUUGCUCAUUUGAGUGUACAUCUUCCUGGUUGUAGUUGUGGUGAUUUAAAUGUACGGAGCAGUGAAAUUGAAAGAUUGGAAAUUGGAAAGAAAGUGAGAACAUCAGAUGAUGCUGACGGUUAUAGUAAUCCUACUCCGCCGUUGUCGUUAAUCGCUGGACAGUUUUGGGACCGAGUUCUGAUAUUGUACUGGGGGUUGUUGUUCUUGUUGUUGGCUUUUAUUGGAAAUAUCGAUGCUGAAACAAAUAACUGUGACCCUGGAUGGACUUAUUUCAACUAUUUCUGCUACAAAAAGUUAAUUAGUACAGCUGAUUGGACCAACGCGGGAACCCUGUGCUAUAACGACGUUGCUAAACUCCUCCAGCAUUCACUCGGCUGCGGAGAAUUCGUUUAUUGUCCAGUCGGGUGGACACGACACACUGAUACCAACUGCUUUAAAUUAUUCACAACGGCUGUCAGUUGGUUCGACGCGCAGAAUAUUUGUCGAGCUGAAGACGGGGCUCUGACCUGGUGGCUGUCACUGACCAAUCAUUGCAUAACUUUAUAUGAUGUGUGGAUUGGUGUUCAUGACCAGAACGUAGAAGAUCAGUUUGAAUACACCAACGGAGAUCUUGUUUCAUUCUCGAAGUGGUACGUCGGAGCACCAAAUGACGGCUCAUUCGGAGAAGACUGUGUGGCUGCAUUCGUUAGUAAAGGCGGGCAAUGGGAUGACAAAUUAUGUCAGAACAACUAUUAUUUCGUCUGUGAAAGGUCAGCUCAUUUCACUGGCGUCGUUUCACUCGAUACAACCGAGCCCGUCAUUACGAAUUGUCCUCCAGACGUGUACGCAAACACCGAUUUCAUGAUGAACACGGGAGUUGUUAGUUGGAGUGAGCCGACGGCGACGGAUGACUCUGGAGUUACCCCAUCUUUAACCGCUGAUUGGAGUUCUGGGUCACUGUUUCCGAUUGGCGUAACCACCGUCACGUAUACUGCGACGGACGCGUCGUCAAACACCGCACUAUGCACGUUCGUCGUCACGGUUACAGAUAUCGAGGUGCCAUUCGUUGCUUGUCCGGACAAUAUUGAACCGCCGCUAGUGACUGAUGCAUCAACGGCGUUUGUGUCCUGGAGUCCGCCAACAGCCACCGAUAACUCCUUAGCCGUAUUGACCGAAUCGACCAACUACGCUACCCCGUCAGGAUGGUUCCCUAUCGGCACUACGACAGUGUAUUACAAUUUCACGGAUCCCUCCGAUAACACCGCAUCCUGUGCUUUUCAAAUCACGGUUAUAGAUCUCCAGAGGCCGAAGAUAACGUAUUGUCCUUCUGACAUCGUUGGACAAACCGGAGACUCGUCAAUAGAGGUGAGCUGGACGGUACCUACAGCUACCGACAACUCUGGCGAAGUUCCAGCCAUCACGUCGAAUCACGACCCACCGUACGAUUGCCCACUAGGCGUGACAAAUGUAGAGUAUAUUUUUUCGGAUGGAUCAGGGAACACGAUAGCUUGCAGUUUCACCGUCACUGUGGAUGAUAUCGGACCUCCAACAGUGACAAAUUGUCCUGAUGAUAUCACAGAGGCGACUUCCUCCAGUAAAACCAUCGCCGUGACUUGGUCAGAGCCAUCCGCUACUGACAACUCCGGUAUUCCAGUCACCGUGGAGAGAACCAACAUCCCGGGUGACGCAUUUCCAGUUGGCAUGACAACAGUAACCUAUACAUUUACAGACGCUUCCUCGAAUUUCGCGAAAUGUAAUUUCGUUGUCACGGUAGAAGAUUCUUUAAUGACGACUACCGAAGUCAUUGCGGAUAAUGCAUCUGACAACACUCAACCGACGUCGACGCUAUUUCCUGUACUGUGCAUUACAGGUGAUAUGUGUGAUACGUCAUUAACAAUUGAAGAAGUCGAACGAAUGUCUAGCGUGGAUGACUCGGAAUUGACGAGCAACUCGUUGUUAUUGAUAUCACGGUGGAUGCUCGAAAACAACGCCUCUUCACUGGACGUCGCGAACGAGACAUAUUUUACAAUUUCCCAUGGACCCACUACAGUAAUGACAACAUGUGAGCAUAUGGCAAUUGCGUAUGCAAAGGUCGCCGAUGAAUUUCCUACACACAUAUACCUGACACGACUAGUGUGCUAUAUCGACAGAAUAAAUGGAUCGAGUCUUGCCGGUCACGUAUUCGCCGUUCCAGCAGACGAUAGUUCUUCGCGUGAUUUCAUACAAGUUGACCGUGACGCUGAGAUUGCAGUGAAUCUAGAUAUUGAGGGCGCUCUGAUAAAAACAGUUUUACUCGUAUUCAGAGACGGUUCUCUAUUCACGGAAAGAAAUAAUCCAACCAGACGACCAAGUAGUCAUGUGUUAUCAUUCUCCGUCCUCGUAUCUAAUCAAAGCAUGUCACUUCCAGUAAACAUUGGAUUAUCAACGCUCCAGAACCAUCAUGAUGGACACGAAGUUGAUGAAGACGGCUCACUUGACGAUAACGAGAGGCACAGGAAUGUUACCCCGACGUGCGUAUUCUGGAAUGAAGGACAGAGAGGUAACAGCCAAUUACAAGAAGGAUACUGGUCCGAGUAUGGUUGCCAGGUUACUAACACGCUUCCUAACUAUACUUGGUGUGCAUGUAACCACACAACGAGCUUCGCCAUCCUUAUGCAAGUGACAGAAAUCGAGAUAAGCGAAGAGCACGAGCUAGCACUGACAGUGAUAACUUACAUUGGGUGCGCCAUAUCGUUGGCUGCUUUGGCUAUUACGUUGUCUGUUCUCAUGUGUUUUGCCUCCCUGAAGUCGGACCGGAUUUCAAUUCAUAAAAACUUAGUAUUUGCACUUCUGGUAGCACAGAUACUCUUUAUGUCUGGCAUCACAGCAACGAGCAACACGGGAGUAUGUAAAACGGUAGCGGUGCUACUCCACUACGUGUUUAUGGCGGUGUUUUGCUGGAUGCUGGUAGAGGGCAUUCACCUUUACAGUAAAGUGGUGCAAGUAUUCGGCAACUGGGAAGAUAAACUGAAAUAUUAUUGUGCAAUAGGGUGGGGUGUGCCUGUCAUCAUGGUCGCGAUAUCCGCUGCUAUCAACUGGGACGGCUACGGUUCCGAAACAAGUUGUUGGUUAACCAUUGAGGGAAACAUGGUAUGGGCGUUUGCUGGACCUGCGGCUGUAAUUAUUUUAGUUAACCUCAUUAUUCUAGCUAUGGUAUUACGAAUCAUUGUUAUGUCAGCUUCUGUAAAUAAAGAAAGGGAAUUCGACCAUAUAAAGGCUGGAAUAAAAGGUGCACUAGUACUGUUGCCGCUUCUUGGUUUAACGUGGAUAUUUGGGUUGCUUUCCAUUAACGGUGACCUCAUUGUAUUUCAAUAUCUCUUCGCCAUAUUUAAUUCACUACAGGGUUUCUUCAUAUGUUUAUUCCAGUGCCUCUUGAAUGGCGAGGUUAGAGCGGCUAUUCGUCGUGCCCGAGAGAAAAGAGCCAUCGCCCGUGGAGAUCUAAAAAGUACCACUGGAGGCGCUGUUUUUUAUAACUCGCCACUAUCAAUUAUUUCAACGCGAAAUAAGUCUAGUUCAGAUGUGGUUCAAGAAAAACCCGACAAGAAAAAAACUAUGACCGAGCUAGACACCUGUUCUAGCAAAGACGGGAGCGUGAAAGACAUGCGAAGGCCAGGAGGAAACUCGCACGAUGAUACAAACAGUGUCAGCAGAGAGUCUUUCGACAAAGUGAGUGAAAAUAGUGCGGGUAAAUUCUCUACCAGUUUCACUCCCGUUCUUGUACAGGUCUGUGAUGACCAAUCAUUAUUAUCACUGAAUACCCCGGACUACAACCACGACAGCGGAAUAGAUCAAUGUGAAACCAUUUCUUUGACUCCUAAGCUUCGUAACACUGUCAUUGAUACAUAGCAAGGAAAAAUGACGUAUCCGGAAGCACUGCUGUGGAGUAGCAGUAAUUGUGCAAGUCAGUCUCCAAAUCUACGUCGACUGUGCUACAGUCACAGUUGGAUUAGUGUGCUACCGUGACGAUGAAUAUGGCAUAUUAUCGUAUGGAGUCGACUAUUAGUCGUAUAAGAAGAUUGCCCUCAACGGUUGCCCAUGUGACGCACUCGUGACAACUCCAUUA
Molecule: messenger RNA, 4198 nt
Organism: Saccoglossus kowalevskii
Lineage: Eukaryota; Metazoa; Hemichordata; Enteropneusta; Harrimaniidae
Biological process (GO): cell surface receptor signaling pathway; G protein-coupled receptor signaling pathway
Cellular component (GO): plasma membrane
Molecular function (GO): G protein-coupled receptor activity
Source: RefSeq, a predicted model, not a curated record